This is a messenger RNA of Notolabrus celidotus (New Zealand spotty), 2269 nucleotides long. RefSeq names its product complement factor I (gene cfi). Gene Ontology annotation, biological process: proteolysis. The record is from RefSeq and is a predicted model, not a curated record. Gene Ontology annotation, cellular component: membrane. Gene Ontology annotation, molecular function: serine-type endopeptidase activity; protein binding. The transcript is spliced from 17 exons. Bases 26 to 1996 code for a protein of 656 amino acids. NCBI's taxonomy places the organism in Eukaryota, Metazoa, Chordata, Actinopteri, Labriformes, Labridae.
GUUUUAUUGUAAAGAGUUCAUCAGGAUGAGAUCAGCUGCAGCUUCACUUUUCUUACUGCUUCUUCUUGUUGUCCACUCGGAGACGUGGGAACCACAUAAGGAUCACUCUUCAAACGAUGACCCCAUCCGGCAGAUUCAACAGAAACCACAGUUCCCAAUCCGACCCCCGACACCUCCAGCAACCACUCCCGCUCCCACAACACCCGCAGAGGUCGAGGAGGUCGAGGAGGACGAGGAGGACGAGUUCCUGGGUCCACAUGAGUGUUUGGAGGAGAAGUUUACCCGUGAGUCCUGUGGCCUGGUGUUCUGCCCUCCGUGGGCGCGCUGCAUCGAUGGACACUGCUUCUGUAAACCGCCCUACCUGUGUCCGGUGGAGAACGUGACCACGGUUUGUGGGCGGGACCACAGAACCUAUCGCUCCUACUGCCAGGCUAUGGCCCUCACAUGUCGGACCGGGAGGCCCGCCAUGUCCCACUUUGGGAGUAACUGCGAAGCGAGCUACCCAAAGUUUGAGAGCAGCAUCGACUCAAACACAGGAUUGGUCCAGGUCUUCAUCCCUAACACGACAGAAGGAAGUUACAACAGAGAGAAAUUACUGGUCUGCAGGAAGAUUUGGAACAUGGCCGCGGCGAACGUAGCCUGCAAGGACAAAGGCUUCCCCCUCGGUGCAGCUUCUGCCGGGUUUGAGUUUUACAACUCCCUCCAAACUGACGGGGGACCGGAGCCGCUCCCUGAAAGCUGCGUUAGCAUCCGCUGCCAAGGCUACGAGAACUCCCUGGCUGAGUGUGUGAUCUACAACAAGGUCCGGAUCGGCAACAGGAAGGUGGCGACUGUAACCUGUUACAAGGCGCCGCCAGCUCCACAGACAGAGUGUGGCUUCACAUGUGCAAACACCAAGUGUGUGACUCUGAACCAGACGUGUGACGGGGUGGACGAUUGUGGCGACCGCAGUGAUGAGAUGUGCUGCAAAAAAUGCAGGAACAACAGUUUCCGCUGUAAGACGGGCGUGUGCGUGCACAAAGAGGCGCUCCGGGACGGACAGAUGGACUGUCUGGACGGCGAGGACGAAUCGCCGAAGCACGUUGAACACAAGCCGGUGGACAAUACACAGCUCAGGAACACGGAGUACGAGUCUCCAAAGAGAGAAACAACAGCCAGCAGGAAGUACCUGGAGUCCAGGUUGUACUGUGGGAUUCCCAACGCCACCACAGUGGACGAUGUGGAUGUGGAGGAGCGGGUGAUGGGCAGUCGAGUCAAGAGAGUGGUGGGAGGAGUCCCGGCUAACCCGACUCAGAUCCAGUGGCAGGUUGCUCUGGAGGAGAACAGGAAGAUCGACUGUGGGGGGGCGUACAUCGGAGGAUGCUGGGUACUCACGGCUGCUCACUGCGUCAGGCCCAACCCGACUGCCUUCAGGGUGAAGUUCUCUCUCUGGAGGAAGACUCGAGCCCAGGACACGACCGACAUCGUCCCCGUUGCAGACAUUCACAUCCACCCGAAGUACAACGCCAGCUCCUACGAGAACGACAUCGCCCUGGUGCAGCUGCAGAAACUUCCCUUCCAAAAGGAGAAAUGCUUCAUAGACAACCCGGCCAUCAGCGCCGUCUGCGUGCCCUGGACCACUCACCUGUUUCAGCCCAACCACACCUGCAGCAUCUCUGGAUGGGGACGCACCGCGGAGGGACGAGCAGCUCAGGUUCUGCUGUGGGCCAACGUGUCGCUCAUCAACGACUGUCAGCGGUAUUACAAAGACCGCUUCAAACCGGGCAUGAUGUGUGCAGGUGACCUGGACGGCAGCGUGGACUCGUGUCAGGGGGACAGCGGGGGUCCUUUAGUCUGUGAAGAUGAAAUGGGGAUUUCUUAUCUGUGGGGCAUCGUGAGCUGGGGAGAGAGGUGCGGUCAGCCAGGGUUCCCCGGAGUUUAUACACAGGUGGCUCAUUUCUUCGAGUGGAUCAGACUUCACACAGGCUGGCCUGCAGUCACCAGAUUCAACUCCUGAUGAGCCGACAGCGCGCGCUGCGACACGAGGAAACGACCAGCUGCUCUUUUUAAUCCAGGAAAUGAAAUAUUAUAAGCAUUUUAUUUGUUUGUUUAAAAGUGCAGCAUCGUCUCGAGCAUGCUAGCAUUCAUGCUAAUUCGUGCAGUUUUUUUUUUUACGGUGUACGCAAAAUAAAAACAUUUUAUAAGUGAAGCGCCUUUUUGUUAAAUACUGAAUAAAUAUCUGAGACUGAGAUUAAUCUGUGACAUAAAGAAAGAAAUUAAAACAACUUGA